This is a messenger RNA of Protopolystoma xenopodis, 816 nucleotides long. Lineage: Eukaryota; Metazoa; Platyhelminthes; Monogenea; Polystomatidea; Polystomatidae. The record is from the annotation of a GenBank genome assembly.
AUGCCCAUUUUUUCCAUCAAAAAAAAGAAAAGCUUUUCUCCGCAAAAAUCGCGUGGAGGAUCUAUUUAUGAUUCUACUCCUUCUUCACCUGAAGAUGCAUAUAGAACCCAAAACGCAUCGACAUAUAGAAAUUCUUUGCCUCAAUCUAGUUUGAAAUCUGCUAAUCCAAGAAAGUCUGUAAAAAAAUCAUCGACUCGGCUGAAGCCAUUUCAAUGUCAGCUUGCCCAUGGGAGUCCUACUGGUCUUGUUUCGGAUUUUACUAAUAUUCGAGAACUUUACCAGAAAAUAGCGGAUUGUUUCGAUAUUGAGCCUUCGGAUACAACCGUCCGACUUUUAGCCGCAUUCUUCACCUGCUCAAAUCAAUGUUGCGUCCAUUCUGACAUCCAAACUUUAAGCAUUCUUGAUUUCCUUCUUCAUCCUCAGAUUUUAUUCUGCACUCUCAACACUCACAAACUGGACAUGGAUCGUCUUUUAUGCGGCCAGUUGGCGGUUGAUGACUUCAUUUUCGCCCAUCUGAAGGGCCAACGUAAAGAGUACACGCUUUUAAAGAAUGAAGAGGCCUUAGGCUUGACGAUCACCGACAAUGGGGCCGGUUACGCCUUCAUCAAACGCAUCCGCAACGACAGUUCCUUCGCCAUGUCGGUCACCGCUGCCGGCGGCUUCCUCGACGCCGGAGAUCACAUCGAGCGCGUGAACAACGUGAAUCUCGUCGGCAAGCGGCACUUCGAAGUGGCCGCAUUCAUCCGCUCUCUGCCGGUCGGCAACCCGUUCGUGAUCCGCCUCGUCUCGCCGGAGAAGUCGCCAUUGGGUAAGUAA